Molecule: messenger RNA, 2552 nt
Organism: Rhipicephalus microplus (southern cattle tick)
Lineage: Eukaryota; Metazoa; Arthropoda; Arachnida; Ixodida; Ixodidae
Product: nose resistant to fluoxetine protein 6
Molecular function (GO): acyltransferase activity, transferring groups other than amino-acyl groups
Source: RefSeq, a predicted model, not a curated record
ACUUCCCCGUACUAGCAGACCACGGGGGAUUCCUCUUGACGGCGACGAAUGAUUUUCGGUGCUGCAAACCUCUUCCUUUCUUCAGCAAACCACCGCCAUUAUGGCCACCGCGCACCACGCUCUGCUUUGCUUGCUGUUUGUUGUUCCCAGCGUGAGUUCCCAAGCAGGCCCAGUAAUAUCUAUGACUGGAGCCGGCACCAAGAACUUGAUGGACGACGUGGAACGGCUGCUCAACACACUGGUGCGAAACGCGAUGCCGGCCAUGUCCGAUCUGAUGGACAAGAGCAACGUGAGCACCGCCUGCACCGCAAGCAUCUUCAAGGCAUUCCUGGCACUUAGGAGACACGAGCCCUGGGUUAUCAGAAUGCUCCUCUCCAACGGCCUGCUGCCGGCCAACAUCUUGGAAGGCAGCCUGGUGAGCGUCGGCUCCUACUCUCAAUGCCUCAAGGCGCGCGUGCUCGACGACCAUGGACAUGUGAAGUUCAAGGGCCAGUACUGCUCCCUCUUCAUCAAGCCCGCCAGGUUGCUGCUCAGAACGCUCGCCGAUAGAUUUCACAUGACGAGUGAGCUCACGGGUAGACGCGCUCUUAUCAACGGAUCGACCAAUGAAAAAGUCUCUAACCCAAAUAUUAGGUUUGGAAUAUGCGCUCCGUCCACUUGCUCAGCGAAUGACUUGCAAUUCAUAACAACCAAAAUGGUGAGUUCAUACGGCAUCACAACAGAGGUAAACGGAUGCCGCACGAAUGACCCGAAAAAGAUGACGAAGCUCCAAGCGGGCACAGUGGCAUUUUUAUGCUGCCUAGCAUCUGUCGUGGUCCUCGCUACGAUAGUCGAAUAUGCGAUCCAGCGAAGAAACCUGCCCCGAAAGAAGCAUAAUCCAGAGACCCCACUGAGGAUACUGCUCAUGUUCUCGGCCAUCAACAACAUGCGCAUGCUGCUGAGAACGACAGACGUCGGGAGGAAGAAGAACCCCUUGAACUUUGUUGGUGGAAUCAAAGUGUUCCUCAUGUUUUGGGUCGUCUACGGGCACGCAUACAUCAUUGGACAGAUGGAGUUCGCAGAUGACUUAUUUUCGCUUUUGGAAAUUUUCGCCAAAGUGCCUUCUCAGGUAUUGCCAAACGCUGUUCUGAGUGUUUCCACCUUCUUUUUCUUAAGCGGGUUUGUACUGCCAUUUAUGGUGCCAAAACCAAAAACAAGCAAAACAAGCAUAGGAACCAUGUACCUGGUGGGAAUCAUAAAACGUUACAUCAGAGUCACAGUGCCCACAAUGGCUCUGAUCCUGUGUUUUUACCUGGUGCCCUUGAUGGUGGACGGGCCAGCUGACCAAGACAAUUUGGCUUUGCACGAGAGAAACUGCAUAGAGAGGCCUUGGGCUGUGCCAGCGCUCAUGAACAACUUCCUGCCACUGCACAUCAUGUGCCUCAAUCACCUGUGGUAUGUUUGCGCUGACCUUCAAAUAUUCAUUGUAGUUGGGCUUCCAAUGGCACUGGCAAUAUUAAGGUACCCGAAGACUUCCUCCGUGCUUUCAUUCGCUGUGGCACUUUUCUGCUGCGGCUUGACUGCGUACCAGAUAUACAAGUGGGGAGUCACAUACUCCGUGACGGUUGGAACAGCGGAUAUUAGCCUCAGCCUAUCCCACCUGGAGUACAUUUACGUGAGGCCUUUCUGCCAUGUCGUGUCCUAUGUGGCUGGUAUAUUUGCCGGAUACCUGUCAGUCUGCCACGGAUCAGUGCCUUUUGGGCGCUGGUUCCAGGUAGCACAGUGGAUGCUAUCGUUGGCUCUGCUGCUAUUCGUCAUGUUCGUGACGGUUCCAUGGAAUGAAGGCAAAUUGCCGAGUGCUCCCGUGAAUGCCCUCUAUGGUGGAUUCCAUCGACUACUUUGGAGCGUCGCCUUGAUGUGGCCUUGCUACGCCAGCGCCACCGGACGGGGAGGAUGGUUCGACGGCUUUUUUUCGUGGACAAUGCUUCGGCCCUUGUCAAGGUUGACCUUCUGCAUCUACCUGACACACGUUCCCAUGUUCUACAUCCGCACAGGAAAUAUGAGGACCAAUUUUGAGCUGAACGAGUUUUUUCAGCUCAGCACUUCCAUGGGCAUCUACUGGUUCAGCGUCGUGUUCGGGUUAGCCCUGCACCUGUGCGUCGAAGCACCCGUCGCGCACCUGCAAAAAUUUCUUUUCGAGAGUGACUCUGAGAAGAGCAAGGCGUCGACUGAUGUCAAGCCAUCUGCUAUCGAGAAUGGGGAACAACGGUCAAAGUUAUAAUAACCACCCAGUUGUGAGAGGAAACAAGCCGUUUUUUUUCCUCAUCAAGACCUCUCGAGCAGACAUUCUUGGUGGCACCGUAAUUAUUACUUCGGCCUGAACCACAUACGUUAAAAAUCACUAGGUUGACAAAAAGCUUCGCUCGUAUUGUUUCGGUGACGGCAAAUCAUGAACAAGGUGCCCUGUGGUCUACACGCAUAAGUUAUUUACUGCGACACUGUACUUUACUACCAUCCGUUGUUUGUUACUGUUCAUGUGACACGUGGGCACAAUAAAGGCGUUCGCACUGUCA